Colletotrichum lupini is the source of this 408-nucleotide messenger RNA. RefSeq lists its product as uncharacterized. The transcript is spliced from 2 exons. The record is from RefSeq and is a predicted model, not a curated record. Lineage: Eukaryota; Fungi; Ascomycota; Sordariomycetes; Glomerellales; Glomerellaceae. Bases 1 to 408 code for a protein of 135 amino acids.
AUGAGAUUGGAGCACAAACGCCCAUCUGCCCACGAAUAUGCAACGGACGUGUACCUAUUCCUUAUCCACCAUGCGAUGCAAUGUACGACGGGCGCACCAUGUCGCGCCGUCCGUCUUCCGCCUUCUCCCUCGCUUUUCUUUGUCCCCGCCGCUCAUCGCUCUUCCCAUCUGCCCCGUUCUGCUGCCAUAAUCCUCGUCAUGAUCGACACUGGUAAAGCCCACCCGCUCAUCUGCAGCAGAACAUCCCCGAUCUCGUGUUUGGCUGCGAGCGUUGACCCUGACCGAACGCUCUGUCCUCCGCCUCACCUGUACCUCUUGUCCCUGUCUAGCGCCCUUGAUAGCUACCUGAGCCUCUGCCAUCCUUACCUGUCCGCAAUUGGAGCAUCUCAGCCAUCCGAUGUCUGCUGA